GUUUUUCCUGCAUCUGUUCAGCUUAUUGCAGGAGUGACCAGGACAUCGCCUUCUUGAAGUAAUGCCCACAGAAAGCGGGAGUUGUUCAACUGCUCGCCAAGCAAAACAGAAACGCAAAUCUCAUAGCCUUUCUAUACGAAGAACUAACAGCUCGGAGCAGGAGAGGACGGGUCUACCGAGAGAAAUGUUAGAAGGACAGGAUUCUAAACUGCCUUCCUCGGUUCGCAAUACGCUUCUGGAGCUAUUUGGUCAAAUAGAAAGAGAAUUUGAAAACCUUUAUAUUGAAAACUUAGAAUUGAGGAGAGAAAUCGAGACUCUCAAUGAACGUUUAGCUGCUGAAGGACAAGCAAUUGAUGGGGCAGAACUGAGCAAGGGCCAACUCAAAACGAAAGCCAGCCACAGCACGAGCCAGCUUUCUCAGAAGCUGAAGACCACCUACAAGGCCUCCACAAGCAAGAUUGUGUCCAGCUUCAAGACUACCACAUCCAGGGCCGCAUGCCAGUUGGUGAAGGAGUACAUCGGCCACAGGGACGGCAUCUGGGACGUCAGUGUGGCGAGGACGCAGCCCGUGGUUCUGGGGACCGCGUCCGCUGAUCACACAGCUCUGCUUUGGAGCAUAGAGACGGGACGGAGUCUCGCCAAGUACACGGGUCAUGUGGGGUCAGUAAAUUCGAUAAAGUUUCACCCGUCGGAGCAGCUGGCUCUUACUGCUUCUGGAGAUCAGACUGCUCACGUCUGGAGAUACGCGGUCCAGCUGCCGACGCCUCAGCCCGUGGCCGACACUAGUCAGGUGUGCGGUGAGGACGAAGUGGACUGCUCUGACAAGGACGAGCCUGAGGCGGAUGCGGACGUGCCCAGUGACUGCCCCACCGUCCGGGCACCACUCACGUCUCUCAAGAGCCACCAGGGAGUAGUCAUAGCCGCCGACUGGCUGGUCGGGGGGAAGCAGGCGGUGACGGCCUCCUGGGACCGGUCGGCGAACCUGUACGACGUGGAGACGUCCGAGCUCGUUCACUCGCUGACAGGGCACGACCAGGAGCUGACGCACUGCUGCACGCACCCUACCCAGCGGCUGGUGGUGACCUCCUCCCGUGACACGACUUUCCGUCUGUGGGACUUCAGGGACCCUUCCAUCCACUCCGUGAAUGUUUUCCAGGGCCACACAGAUACCGUGACCUCUGCCGUGUUCACUGUGGGUGACAACGUCGUUUCUGGCAGCGAUGACCGCACUGUGAAGGUCUGGGAUUUAAAGAACAUGCGGUCCCCCAUCGCGACCAUUCGCACAGACUCUGCCAUCAACAGGAUCAACGUGUGCGUCGGCCAGAAAAUCAUUGCCCUCCCCCACGACAACCGCCAAGUCAGGCUGUUUGACAUGUCGGGCGUGCGGCUGGCGCGGCUCCCCCGCAGCAGUCGGCAGUCUCACGGCCACAUCCUGGAACUGAGUGCUGGCCGGCUUGGCUCGCUCCCUGGCUGGUGUGUGAUGGGGCAGCCGGCACGGCUCGGGGGGCGUGGAAGCUCUUUGGGAAGGAGGCACCUUUCCACGGCAGCUGCUCCUCCACUCAGGGCCACAGGAGGAUGGUGUGCGGCUCGGCCUGGAGCGAGGACCACCCCGUGUGCAAUCUGUUCACCUGCGGCUUUGACCGGCAAGCCAUCGGCUGGAACAUCAACAUCCCCGCGCUGCUGCAGGACAAGUGAGGGCGCCGCCUCGCGCGGCUUCCUUGGUGGCGAGGACCAUGACUGCCGGCCCUCAUCGUCCUGGGGAGCCGGACCGGACGGCGACGUGCACGCCCUCCCCAGUGCGCAGCCUGCAUGAAACGCACAGGGUGCUGUGCUCCUGUCCCCCAUUGUCGUCUGUGUGUGUGGGCAUCGCUGGUCGGUAGAACGGAGCCCCUCCCGCUGCCGCGUGUUGUGAGUUACUGGUGUGUCGGGUGACAGGAGGGCAUUGCGUUCGCAUGAGUGGGAACCGUGCACUCCCCAGGAGGCAUAGGGCGUCUCUGCGUCUCUGGAACAGUGGUCUACGCCUGCUGCGUACCAGGAAGGUGGCUGAUGGGUGGCGGGAGCGGCGUCUAGGGGAGUCUCACUGCGUGCUGUCUGCGCGGCCUCUGCUCUGUUCUGUUACAGUUCUGGGAAGUCAACCUGGAUGUGAGAAGUUUGAGAAAAAGCAUAGAAUAUUGAGUUCACAACAUUAGGAUGGUUUCUUUUGAAAGGAGAAGUUUCUGCUCUUUUUAUAGAAAAUCAUUUCAAUGUGCUGAGGUCUCAUGCUAGCAAAUCUAAAAUAUAAUGAUUCUAAUCACUGAUUUCAGAUUUUAAGCGAAAUUUAAAGCACUUUAGUUUAUAGCCAUGGUUAUAAACGAUUUUUAGAAGUUUCAGAUUUAUCCAUUGAAUGUGACUUGACCUUUCUGGAAAGCCCUGCUACCUGAAAACAAACCUUAUUUAUUUUCUACACGUUGGGUUUGCACGUUUCAAGUGGGUUCACUUCCCUGGUGGUAUUUGAGAGCCAACAAUGCAAAUAUCUGAGCACUACCUCGAAACAAGUCUUUGGGGGCCUCGGGUUUCACUGUUGCCUGGUUAGCGCCCUCCUGAUGUGGCGUUUCACUCAGGAGGCGGGGGAGUCGGUCGUGGCCCACGUCACUGGCGGUGAGGGCUCCCCCUCAGCGGGGCUGGUACCCAAACGCCCUCGGUGCCCCCGCUGUCGUGAGCCCACCACCCUCGCCUUCUGAGGACACCCGGGACCACUGUCUGAGUCGUGUCCCGUCUCGUGUGCUGACCCUUGGAGGCCAGCCGGGAGGACGGGGGGAUCAUGCUCCGUGUGCAUGGAGACGUGGGCUGGAGCCUGCGGAGCUGAGGUUGAGGGCGGUGGCUUCCGUGUGGAUGUGCCUCACCCGAGGCUCCGCCAGCUCAGGCCCUGCGCCGCUGGGCUCAGGACCCUCGGCCCUGAGUGAGUGGGCUGAUUCCGAGCUGGUUUCCACAGCCUGGAAGGGAAGGAGGAGCCAGCAAGAACCAAAGUAAGCAACCCACAGCAGGUGUUUUUGAGCAGCUUUACUUUGAAAGCUCAAGGACUUGUCGUUGGUGAGUCUGGUGUCCCCGGCCGGCGUCUGAGGAUGAGGCGGCUCGGCCCUGCUCUCUGGGCUCGGCGCCAGGUGCCUCCCCUGCUGCCCCCGUGCUCGGGCUCCUUUCCUGCUUCGGUCCGAACGUCUGAGUGUCUUAGAAUCAUUGUUACGAACGUUGGAAAUGGUCUACAAGUAGCUCAGCCAGAUUUGAGAACCAGGUCUCCGCCAGAAUUAAAAAAUUGGAAGUUUCGAAACGUACAUCUGUGCUGGCGUUGAGUUCUGUGCCAGAUGAGCACGCUCUGCGGGCCGACCUCCUCCGUCCCUGGAGCCUGGGCCUUCUGGGGAGGGGGCCUGCGGCUGCGGCGGCCACAGGGGUGUUUCCAGGAGCUGCGAGGGAGACGGGGGUAGGGAUGUGCGUGUGUGCGUGUGCCCAAGCGUGUGUGUGCGCAUGUGCGGUGAGCAGCCAUGUUGAUCUCGUCUGAAAUGCUGUUUGGAAAUGGGAGUGGCUUUGUCCAUGAUGCCGACGUGUCCAGAAUUUCUUCUAAUGAGAGAAGGAAACGUGUGGUUACUGAAAAGCGUAUGUUGAUAGAGAAUUUCACGAGAGGUAUGUUGUUGGACGAGGCAACACCCUUUCUCAGCCACUGCACAUUCGUUUCUGUAGAAUCAAAAUCCUGUACAUAUUUUGGAAUCUGAAGAAUCCUAUGUAAAUCUUCUGUUGCUUAAAUCUGUGAAAACCAGGUUUCUUUGGGGAGAACGUAUGCAUUUGUGUCAUGUAGAAGCAGGUGUUUUUAUUGUAUCGAUGUAAUUGUUUUUAAGUGUUCAGUGUCUUCAGUUGCAAUAUGAAAUUCAUUAAAAAUCCAUGUUGCGUAUAUUA
This is a messenger RNA of Vicugna pacos (alpaca), 3924 nucleotides long. The record is from RefSeq and is a predicted model, not a curated record. NCBI's taxonomy places the organism in Eukaryota, Metazoa, Chordata, Mammalia, Artiodactyla, Camelidae.